Messenger RNA from Colletotrichum higginsianum IMI 349063, 1740 nucleotides. Its product is annotated as GMC oxidoreductase. Gene Ontology annotation, molecular function: flavin adenine dinucleotide binding; oxidoreductase activity, acting on CH-OH group of donors. The transcript is spliced from 2 exons. The record is from RefSeq and is a predicted model, not a curated record. The coding region runs from base 1 to 1740 and encodes 579 amino acids. Lineage: Eukaryota; Fungi; Ascomycota; Sordariomycetes; Glomerellales; Glomerellaceae.
AUGACUACGACUUACGACUUUGUCAUCGUGGGCGGCGGCGUCGCCGGCUUGGUAGUGGCGACACGUCUGUCCGAGAUCCCGGAUAUCCAAAUCCUGGUGCUCGAGGCGGGCGAGGACCAAACGGCGGACCCUCGCGUCAAUAUUCCCGCACUGGGACCCAGUCUUGUCAAAACGCCUUCUGACUGGCAGUUCCGAACGGUGCCACAGGAAGGUCUAGGUGGUCGGGAGAUUGCCGUUCCUCAGGGCCGCCUCCUCGGUGGCUCGGGAGCGCUCAAUGGGCUCUCCUUUACGGUCACCACCAAGUCCAACGUCGAAGCGUGGGCCGAUCUGGGCAACCCCGGUUGGGACUGGCCUACGUUCAAAGAGGCCUCCAAGAAGACCUACACCAUCGCAUCUGGCGAGGGGCAAGGUCCUCUCAAGCUGUCCCUGCCGGACAACGCAGAGUCUUUCUGGCCCAAGGUCUGGCAGGACACCAUUCGCGGGCUGGGCUUUGUGAACUCUUGCGACCCCUUGAGUGGCCAGGGUGUCGGCAGCAGCAUCACGCCCGACACCGUAGACCCCGACACAAAGCAAAGAAGUUACGCUGCUAGCGCGUAUCUCGGGUCCGCAAAGUCCCGGUCCAACCUCACGGUUGUGACGGGAGCACUCGUCAGGAAAAUUGUCUUCAAGACUGACGCCGACGAUAUUGUCGCUGAAGCCGUCCAGUACACCAAGGAUGGCGAAACGAAAACAGUGACAGCACGAAAGGAGAUUGUGUUGACGGCUGGCACGCUCAACUCAUCUCGACUCCUCGAGCUCUCUGGUGUCGGAAACGCGGAGCUUCUACGUGAACUCGACAUUGACGUUGUGCUUGAUAACCCUCACGUCGGCGAGAACCUUCAGAACCAUGUCAUGGUCGGCGCAAGCUUCGAGGCGCUUCCAGAACACGACACCAUGGAUGGCGUUGUCCGUCAGGAUCCUGCAGCCAUCGGGGCUGCCAUGGAGGCGUAUGGUAAGGGUACGGGACCGUUUGCCAGGAGCGGGACUUCGGCGACGGCGCAGCUCCCUCUGCCGGGUGGCGAGGACAUCACCCAGCUGCUCGACAAGUUGAACGGGCCCAAGACAUCUGCGGCUCCGGCCUUCACAAAGGCGCUGGAGGCGUAUGUGCGGUCCGUCCUGAGUUCGUCCUCGGAGCCUUCGGGAUACUAUCUCUCGUUUCCUGGGUACGCCUUGUUCAGCGGAGACGGGACCAUGGCACCGCCCCCUCCUGGCGACGAGAAGUACUUCACGAUAGCCAUUCUCCUCGCUCACCCACUCUCGCGAGGUUCGAGCCACAUCACGUCUGCGUCGUUAGACUCGCCCGCCGUUGCCAUCGAUCCCGCCUAUCUUUCUCAUCCUUUCGACGUCGAAGUUUUGGCCAGACACGCCCAGCUCCUGGAGAAGAUUGCAGCCAGCGAGCCGCUCCGCAGCCAGCUCAAGGCCGGAGGAAAGCGUAACCCGACCAAUACCUUGACUGAUGUCGAGCAGGCCAAAGAGUUCGUGCGCCAGACCGCGGUUGGCGCCCAUCACUUCACGGGCACUUGCUCCAUGAUGCCUCGUGCACUAGGCGGUGUGGUCGACGAGAAGCUCCGGGUGCACGGUAUCCGUGGUCUGCGGGUGGCUGACGCCUCUAUUGUCCCCAUAACGGUGCGCGCCAACCCGCAGGCAACCGUGUAUGCCAUUGGUGAGCGGGCUGCCGAUCUGAUCAAGUCGAGUCUUUGA